AUGAUUAUAAUUAGUGAUUUUAAAGAUGAGGUUCAGUUCCAGCCAGAAUUAGUUGGGAGUUGCCGCUAUGUUUCAAGUUAUUCAUUUGGUUUAAGCUACAGACAAUUUGUGAAGUUUGUUGAAUCUUAUUUAUACGGGAUACUAACUUAUCAAUGCAGGAAUGUAAAAGUUGGUGCACUUUCUUUUGUAGUAACACAUGAUACAUUUCGAGACAAAAUUAAAAAUCUGAAACCCGAGAACGGUGGCAGCUACGAAUGCACUAUCAAAAACGAGUAUGGCUUAGCUCGUUCACUGGCAUAUCUCACUGUCGAGUGUAGGUUAUGCUGA
This is a messenger RNA of Helobdella robusta, 327 nucleotides long. RefSeq lists its product as hypothetical. The record is from RefSeq and is a predicted model, not a curated record. Bases 1 to 327 code for a protein of 108 amino acids. Lineage: Eukaryota; Metazoa; Annelida; Clitellata; Rhynchobdellida; Glossiphoniidae. The transcript is spliced from 4 exons.